Molecule: messenger RNA, 852 nt
Organism: Naegleria lovaniensis
Lineage: Eukaryota; Heterolobosea; Eutetramitea; Acrasida; Naegleriidae
Exons: 1
Coding region: 1-852 (283 amino acids)
Molecular function (GO): protein binding
Source: RefSeq, a predicted model, not a curated record
AUGGCUUCGGAACCUGACAACCGUCAUCACAUGAAAACAACAAACCCAUCAUCACAUCCUCAUUUCAGAAUAUCAUUCAUACUCGUUCUCUUGUAUUGCUCCAUCAUUCUUUUAUUUUCAACUGGUCAACUUGACUCACAAGAAGGAAAUUAUUACAAUUCAGAGUGUUACGGAGAGUGUAUUUCUCUUUCUCAAUUCACAAAUCAAUCAUCAUCAUCCAUGACGAACCAUAACGACCAACAAGUAGAAACAUCUUUGAUAUUUUUCAAUGAAAGUAUUGCUUUUUGUGCAGAGACCUUGUUGGAAUACAUGUCUCUGAAUGCUUCUAUCCGUAUUUGUAUUUCAUCGAACUUUACUGUUGCAGACACUUUAAACUCUACUGUUGUUUCACAAAUUCACACAACGACAAGUAAUACUCCUCAUAAUUUUACACUCAAAGAAAAGUUCUAUUUGAAUGACCAUCAAGCACGUCUUUCAUUUUACAACACUCAAUAUCAACAAGGUCUAUUCCAACGUGACCAAUGUUACAAUGCUGCUCGAAGAUAUAUUUGUCAACAUUAUUUUCCUCUGUGUGAUGCUACCAGAGAUGACAGCAACAAGAUUUAUAAUCUCUGCAUGUCUUCGUGUGAAAAUUAUUACACGAGUUGUAAUUCCAAAGAGCUCAUAGAAUUUAGAUGUUUGGCGAGUAAUAAUGAAAUUCAGAGACCGUAUCGUGGAGUGUGGAAAAAUUUUGGAGAUGAUUUGAAAUUGUUGUGUACAGGAGGAGCAAGUAUUAGAAUUCAACCAUACAUGUUCAUUACUUUUUGGAUGGGAAUACUCGUGUUGUGGUUCAUGGAGGGCAUGCCGAGUUGA